AUGAAAACUGUUAUUAUUACGCUGCUUUUCGCCCUAGGGGCCUCUGCUGAGCCUCCUCAAACUCUAGACAGCUUGUGUUCUUAUUUGGAUGAAGGAAAGGACACAGUUUCCAAUCUGGGCAACACCAAAAAAUGUUUUGCUCGCUAUUUACCGGAGUUGGAAAACCAAGGAGCUACUUGGUCGCAGGGAUACAGUGCCUGCCAAAAAAGUGCCACCAAUGAACGACAGUCACUGCUAACGGAUGCUACUGAGGCUCAGGAAAAUAUCAGAGAAACUGCCUUAAACAUGAGUUCCUAUAUUGACCAGUGUUUGUCAUUGACAGAAUCCCUGGACUUUUUCAACUGCUUUGCCAGAAUGACCAAACUACAGUUAACCAAUGUCUAUAAUAUUUCAUUUAAUGCCGCCGAGCAGGCGCUGAUCCUAAAUAAGAAAUUGAGUAGCAUUGAAAUGGAGCACUACCUAUGCACAAAUCAAACCGAACAUAAUUAUGUCCAAGGAACCGAUAAUAUAUUCAAAUCGUUGGAUGAGUGUCUACAACAGAAUGAAACGCCCUAG
Molecule: messenger RNA, 555 nt
Organism: Drosophila subpulchrella
Lineage: Eukaryota; Metazoa; Arthropoda; Insecta; Diptera; Drosophilidae
Exons: 3
Coding region: 1-555 (184 amino acids)
Source: RefSeq, a predicted model, not a curated record